Molecule: messenger RNA, 2940 nt
Organism: Clunio marinus
Lineage: Eukaryota; Metazoa; Arthropoda; Insecta; Diptera; Chironomidae
Source: the annotation of a GenBank genome assembly
GCAGUGACUAAAUGCGAACACAAUGAAUUCCCAAAAGAUUUUAAAUUCGGUGUUGGAACCAGUUCAUAUCAAAUUGAAGGCGGAUGGAAUGUUGAUGGGAAGGGAGAAUCAAUUUGGGAUUACAUGACACAUAAUCGGCCACAAAGUAUUGAAGAUCAAAGCAAUGCUGAUUACACAGCUGAGAGUUACAAACAUUGGAAACGUGACGUUGAAAUGGUUGAAGAACUUGGUGUAUCGAUCUACCGAUUUUCCAUUAGUUGGACAAGAAUUUUGCCAAAUGGUUUUACAAAUCAUGUUAAUGACGCUGGAAUAAAUUACUACAAUAAUUUGAUUGAUGAACUAAUAAGACGCAAUAUUACUCCAAUGGUUACAAUGUAUCAUUGGGAGCUGCCACAACGUCUUCAAGAACUCGGCGGUUGGACUAAUCCAGAACUAAUUGACAUCUUUUACGACUACGCACAAGUGUUACUUGAAAAGUUUGGUGAUCGAGUAAAGAUAUGGACAACAUUCAAUGAACCGUGGCAUGUUUGUGAACAAGCUUACGGUCAAGAUUACAUGGCACCGGCUUACAACUUCCCUGGCAUUCCAAACUACCUUUGUGGCCAUAAUCUUUUAAAAUCUCAUGCAAAAGUUUAUCAUAUGUACAAAAAUAAAUUUAAUCGACAAAAUGGUGUUAUGGGUAUAACUUCAGAUGUGAGCUUUCCGCAACCAUUAACUCGAAGUCUUGAUGAUCAAAAGGCAUGUGAACGAGCAUUGCAAUUUUAUGUUGGAUGGUUCAUGCAUCCAAUUUAUAGCAAGUAUGGAAACUAUCCGAAGAUCAUGAUUGAUCGCAUCGAUGGAUUAAGUCGUCAGCAAGGUUUUACUAAGUCAAGACUGCCAAAAUUUACUUCCGAAGAGAUCAAAAUGAUUCAUAAAACAUCUGAUUUCUUUGGAAUUAACUCAUACACUUCUGUUCUUGUGACAUCGAAUGACGAUAAAAGUAACCCCGCUAAUCACGCUGUGCCUUCAUUCUUUCAUGAUAUGGGAAUAAUAGAAACGCAAGAUGACAAUUGGCCAAAAAGCGGAUCAGUUUGGUUGAGAGUUUAUCCACCAGGAAUGCGACAUUUAUUGAAUUGGAUAAGAAAAGAAUAUGACAAUCCAGAGAUUUUCAUUACUGAAAAUGGCGUCAGUGAUAAAGGUGGAUUGAAUGAUACAAAACGUGUUGAAUAUUUUAAUUCCUACCUGACUUCAAUUCUUGGAGCAAUCAAAGACGGUUGUAAUGUUAAGGGCUACAUCGCAUGGAGUUUAAUGGAUAGUUUUGAAUGGAAAGCUGGUUUUACAGAAACCUUUGGACUUUAUCACGUAGAUUUUACUCAUCCAAACAAAACUCGAAUACCAAAAUUAUCAGCAAAAGUUUACAGUAAUAUUGUGAAAACAAGAAAAAUUGAUUUAGAUUAUAAUCCUGAAAUAAGUUCAAAAACUGCAUCUUAUAUGUUGGAAUACUCGUCAGGAGCAGGAUAUAAUACUAAUGCUUGCUUGAUUGGCAACAGAUGCCCUGUACCCGCUGUUAGCCACCCAGGCCCUGUCAAAAGAGGAACAAUCGCACUAAGAGAAAUUCGCCGUUACCAGAAUUCAACAGAGCAGCUGGUUUCCCAUGCUUCGUUUCAAAGAUUAGUUAGAGAAAUUACAAUGGUAUUUAAACCCGAUUUUCGCUAUCAAGCUGCAGCUUUGAGCGUGUUACAAGAGGGUGCUGAAGCAUAUUUAGUUGGAAUAUUCGAGGAUACCAAUUUAUGUUCCAUUCAUGCAAAGAGCUGUGUUGACAAUUUAUUUAGUCGACAAGUUGAAGAAAACGAGGAUUCGUGUGUAUCAUAUUGUGUUGAUAAAUUUGCUAAUGUUAAUCAGAGACUAAUGACUACUUAUGUCGAAGUGCAGAGUAGUAUAAAUGAGAAACGUAUGCAGGAAUACGAAAACCAAAUGAAAGAAGCUGAAGCCCAAGCAGCUCGUCAACAGGAAGAAGUAACAGACUCUGCAAUAAGCGUAGAACCAACUGUAGAAGCCACAAAUUAAUUAUUAGACAAAUAAAUUUAGUAAUGAAACAAUUAACUAUUGCAACUUUGAUAGGACUUCCAGCAUCAGGGAAAACAACUUUAGCUCACAAAUUACUUGAAAUGUGUGAACAAAACUCAUUGGAUUAUGGAUUAAUCAUAAUCAGUUUUGAUGAAAACAUUUCCCUUAAAUUUGACGAUGUUGUCUUUGGUGAAUAUAAGAGCAGACGGGAAUUAUUAUUUGAACGGAUUGAAGAUUUAUUAAAAGCAUUAUGCGAGAAAGAAUUUAGUGUGUGGCAGACGAUUUUAUCAACACAUUCGUUGACGAGCAACAAAAAAAAUUACAACAUCAAUGAAGAAUCUCCAACUUUAAUUAUUUUAGAUGAUAAUUUUCAAUACAGAAGCAUGCGACAAAGAGUCAGAAAAAUCUGUAGACAUUUCCAAUUUGGAUACUUUCAAAUCUUUUUGAAAGUUACUCUUGAUAAAGCUAAAGAAAGAAACGCAAAGAGAUCGUCUCGAAUUCCUGAGGAAAUUAUCGAUAAGAUGAAUGAUCAGUUGGAAGAACCAACAAACGAAAGAACGAUUCAUUUAGAUACAAACCUUUUUAACUUCGAUGAUUUAGUUUUAUCACUUAAUGAUAGAAUGAAAUGUCCUGAAACAUUUGAAGAUCACUCUAAAAUACCACAACAGCAAUCUAUAAUACAUGAAAUGGAUUUGAUAACAAGAAAGAUUAUCGGAGUUAGAAUAAAAGAUUUGAAGAGUAAUGAAAACAUGACAUUGAUUUGUGCCUCAAUGAAUAGGAAACGGAAAGAAUUUCUAGAUAGUUUGCGAGCCCAAACACAAGUCGUCGAUGAUGUUGAUUCCUUGAGUGAUGCUUUUAAUUGUUUCUUAGAUAAAUAAAAUGUUUUCUUUACAC